UUACAUAAAGGGUAAGUUAAAUCUACUGUUCGUUACAUCGUCUCUCUCCGAUCUCCAUCGCACCAUCUCGCUUACCUUUCUCCUUCGAUCCGUCGUUGAAUUCCCCUUUUUUCCCACGAGUUGAUUUCAAAUUGCCAAUUCCGAGUUCUGUUUGAGCUGAUUGCGUAGCGAAUUUGGAGCUAUAGAUACCGGUGACAGUGCUUUCGACGGAGUAAUGUGGUGAUCUAGGGUUUGGAGAAGGGGCAAAAGUAAUGGCGGGAGUAAGUAUGGAGAAAUUCGAGGAGUAUUUCCAAAAGGCGGAUGCGGAUCGCGACGGCCGGAUCAGUGGAGUUGAGGCGGUGGCUUUUCUGCAGGGAUCCAAUUUGCCUAGACAAGUUCUUGCGCAGAUAUGGAUGCACGCUGACCAAAACCGCACUGGUUUUCUCAGUCGUCCUGAGUUUUAUAACGCUCUUAAGCUUGUUACAGUGGCUCAAAGCAAGCGAGAAUUGACGCCAGAUAUUGUUAAGGCAGCUUUAUAUGGUCCGGCUUCUGCCAAAAUCCCACCCCCCCAAAUAAAUGUACCUGCUACCCCUGGACCACAGCCAAGUCCAGUAGCUGCUUCACCUUUGACACAGGUGGGCGCCACUUCCCAACCAUCUUCUCAAAGUCUUGGAUUCAGAGGGCCUGCUCCUCCUAGUUCAAGCUUUAACCAGCAAUCUGGAACAGUUCUGUCAACUUCAGGCAUAAACCAACAACUUAGACCGAUGCCUUCUUCUACUGGUAUGAACCAGCAGUUUGGGAUGGUACCUUCAAGUACUGGAAUGAACCAGCAGUAUGGCCAGGUACCCCCAGGUACAAAUAUGAACCCACAAUUUUUCCCUUCUCAAGGUAACCAGAUGAGACCGCCUAUAACAAUGCCUACUGGUCCUGCUUCACGUCCACCUCAGGCUGCUAGUGGUCUUAAUGUUUCUGGAGGCAUGACUGCCGCUGGCCUUCCGAACUCAAAUAACAGUUGGUCGGUUGGGACAGCUUCCGUUGGACCUGCUACACAAGUCUUGGAUAGAGGCGUUAAUCCAUCCAUGUCAUCAGUUGCUCCAAAUUCCCAAGACCCACUUUCUUCAUUAUCAGGCGCCAAGGAUCCUAAAGCAUUAGUUAGUUCAGGUAUUGGGCCUAAUUCGGCUGGCAUGUUUUCUGGUGAUCUGUUCUCUGCAAAUCAGUCUUCAUCCCAAAAAGUUUCUUCUGUUCCACAACAACCUACAAGUAGCCUGCCUACAUCCUCUGCCGUUGUCCCUGUUAGUUCGAGUGCGCAGCCUUCGGCCAAGCCUGAUCCAUUUGAAGCUUUACAGAGCACUCUCAAAAAACCAUCUGCUACAGUUUCGGCUGCACAGACACAAUAUGUCCCCAAGUCUAAUCAGCAGGCUCCAACUCAAGUUACGUCCUCAGGCUUGACACCUGGACUCCAGCCAGGUGUGGGGAAUGCAAUGCCAGAACCCUCACAGAUUUCAUGGCCAAAAAUGACACGAGCUGGCAUUCAAAAGUAUGCAAAAGUUUUUAUGGAAGUAGACACCGAUAGAGAUGGGAAAAUAACUGGUGAUCAGGCACGUAACCUAUUCUUGAGUUGGAGACUGCCAAGAGAGGUCUUAAAGCAGAUUUGGGAUCUAUCGGAUCAAGACAAUGAUAGCAUGCUUUCCUUAAGGGAAUUCUGCGUUGCACUCUAUUUGAUGGAGCGGUACAGGGAAGGAAACCCUCUUCCAUCUGUGAUCCCAAAUAGUGUCAUGCUCGAUGAGACUUUAGUAUCUUUGGCAGGUCCACCUACAGCUUAUGGGGGCAUAGCAUGGAGUCCUGCUUCUGGAUUAAGACCACAGCAGGGCUUGCCUGGUGCUCAACCAGUUUCACAUGCUGGUUUAAGACCACCAAUGCAGCCAGUAGUUUCUCAGGCUGAUGGAUCAAUGCAAUUCAAUCAGAAUGCUGGAGGUCAUACAUUUGAUAAUUCACAUGGCAAUCAACACAGUAAUGGGCUCACCAAUUCUGUGGAUGUUGGGGGUCAAGAAGCAGCAGAAACUACUGGAAAGGUUGACAACAAGGACAAGGUGCUCUUGGAUUCCAGAGAGAAGCUUGAAUACUAUCGAACAAAAAUGCAAGACCUUGUUUUGUACAAAAGUAGAUGUGAUAAUCGACUUAAUGAAAUCACAGAAAGGGCUAGAGCAGACAAAGGCGAGGCCGAGUUGCUGGAGAAGAAAUAUCAAGAAAAGUACAAACAAGUUGCAGAAAUUCAUUCAAAGUUAACUAUUGAAGAGGCUUCAUUUCGCGACAUUCAGGAGCGGAAGAUGGAGUUACAACAAGCAAUCACCAAAAUGGAACAAGGUGGAAGUGCUGAUGGUAUUCUUCAGGUGCGUGCUGAUCGUAUACAAUCCGAUCUUGAGGAACUCUUAAAGGCAUUGGCUGAACGCUGCAAGAAACAUUCUGUAGAAGUUAAGUCCUCAGCAAUAAUUGAGCUUCCCCAAGGUUGGCAACCUGGGAUCCCAGAGAUAGCAGCGGUAUGGGAUGAGGAUUGGGACAAGUUUGACGAUGAAGGAUUUUCUUUUGAUGUUGCCCUUCCUGAAAAUGGGAAGCCAGCAUCUGUUGAGAGAGAAAAUUCUUCUCCAACCCAUAGCUAUUCCCCAGACUCCCCAUCAAAUGCUUCCACGCCCGAGAAACCCUUUGUUGCCGAGGCUAGUGCCUUUGAUGCAGAAUCAGUUUUUAGUGCAGAUGAGUCGAAGAGUCCACGUGGAAGUCCAGGGAGGACAUACGAAAGUCCGUCUAAAGAAUACUCAGAGAGUCAUUUCAGAAAAAGCUCUGAUGGUGAUGCUGAAACCCACAGAGGCUUUGAUGAACCUUCUUGGGGUGAUUUUGACAACAACGAUGAUAUUGAUUCAGUGUGGGGCUUCAAUACUAAGGAUCCCGGCGGUGCAAAGAACGAAGAAAAAUAUUUCUUCGGCUCUAACGAUUUUGGUGCAAGUCCUGAAAGAAGCAGCUCUCCUCGUGCAGAAAGUGCCUUCCCAAAGAGUAACCUGUUCUUUGAGGAUUCUGUUCCCAGCACCCCACUUUCGAGGGCUGGCAAUUCUCCUAGGUACGGCAAUGAUUCAAGAGACCCGUUCGAGAGUUUCUCAAGGUAUGAUUCGUUCAGCACAAACGACCAUGCCUCGUCACCCCGUGGAGAGACCUUUACCAGGUUUGACUCCAUAAGUAGCUCGAGGGGCAUUGACCACAGCAGCAACUAUUCGUUUGAUGACUCUGAUCCCUUCGGUUCUAGUGGCCCAUUUAAGGUCUCGUCAGAAACAAGUAAAGAAAAAUUCUAAAAGAUUAGGUGGUUAAUACUCGUGAACUACUUGAACAGCAGCAGCAUUGAGAUUUUACCGGCGUUUGAUCACUGCAGAAAUCAGCAAAGUUUUGUAGUAUUAUAUUGCUCCAGAAUGAAGACAGUACGACGUAUCGCGUCGGCAUCAUCGGCGCAUUCUGCUUCGCGUAUACGCCGUGAAAGAUUAUUACAAGACGCAGGAACGCGACAUUUGAAGAAUUUUUGGGAAAUUUCGUUAUCUCCCUUUCUGCUGAAGACAUGAUCUGCUUUGUAUUCUUUUCAUUAUUUUCCCCCCAAGAACUGUUUCUUUUUUAAUUCUGUUUUGGGAUUCUUGUUUCUCUUUUCUUUUCCUUAAUUCCCAAUUUGUUGUUUUUUGGGGUUUGGGAUGUGUGUACAAGAAAAUAUCUAAGGUGUUGUAGUUGAUUGAAAGCAGCAUGUAUUCCUUUUGUAAUCUAUAUUUUGAUGAUGUACUGAAUUUGGUGUUGUAAGUUGACAGUUGUGCCUUUCUGAUGGGAAAUUCUCAAUCCGCAUUCUUUAUUUUA
Salvia miltiorrhiza (redroot sage) is the source of this 3858-nucleotide messenger RNA. RefSeq lists its product as uncharacterized. Gene Ontology annotation, cellular component: plasma membrane; cytoplasm; nucleus. The transcript is spliced from 14 exons. Bases 252 to 3317 code for a protein of 1021 amino acids. Gene Ontology annotation, biological process: endocytosis; endosomal transport. Lineage: Eukaryota; Viridiplantae; Streptophyta; Magnoliopsida; Lamiales; Lamiaceae. The record is from RefSeq and is a predicted model, not a curated record. Gene Ontology annotation, molecular function: protein binding; calcium ion binding.